AUGGGAUGCAGGAAUGUUCUGAGGGCCACAAUUGAUGUUCCCCAGGUAGGAGAAGUCAAUUUCAACUGCACCCACCUUGAUCAUCUAGAUGAGAACUGGAGAAUGAAGCAAAUAAAUGCAAUAAUGCAAUCCAGUAAUGGGCCUCACAUUUUGGCUGGCGGUCUCAAUUCCCUUGACGAAACAGAUUAUUCAUUAGAAAGAUGGACAGACAUUGUAAAGUAUUAUGAAGAGAUGGGAAAGCCCACACCAAAGGCUGAGGUGAUGAAAUAUUUAAAGAGUCAAAAAUACACAGAUGGUAAGGAUUAUGCAGGGGAAUGUGAGUCUGUAGUCAUGAUCGCCAAAGGACAAAGUGUGCAGGGGACAUGCAAGUAUGGGACUCGGGUAGAUUACAUAUUGGCAUCAUCAGAUUCGCAGUACAAGUUCAUCCCCGGCUCAUACUCAGUUUACUCUUCAAAAGGGACUUCUGAUCAUCACAUAGUGAAAGUUGAUGUAGUGAGAGUAGAUAGCAGUCCUCAACAAUAUGUCCAUAGAAAGCAAAAGAAACCCAAACAGAAAGUUGUAAAGAUAACACACUCUUCUUCAUCAAGGGGUAUAUGGAAACCACAAACUUGA
This is a messenger RNA of Ilex paraguariensis (yerba mate), 612 nucleotides long. NCBI's taxonomy places the organism in Eukaryota, Viridiplantae, Streptophyta, Magnoliopsida, Aquifoliales, Aquifoliaceae. The record is from the annotation of a GenBank genome assembly.